Messenger RNA from Biomphalaria glabrata, 6216 nucleotides. RefSeq lists its product as uncharacterized. The transcript is spliced from 8 exons. NCBI's taxonomy places the organism in Eukaryota, Metazoa, Mollusca, Gastropoda, Planorbidae. The record is from RefSeq and is a predicted model, not a curated record. The coding region runs from base 96 to 6029 and encodes 1977 amino acids.
GUUUUUCAGUAUUCAAGGAAACCAGAUAUCCCUGUUUGAGUCUUCUCGAUAUUGGAACUAGUGUGAAUACAUUUGUUUUGUGUUGCUUUCAAGUCAUGUCAUCAAGACGGACUCGCAGUGGAACACCUUUAGGUGGAAGCUCUUCGGAAUCUCGUCGUUUGAGACAAACUCCUUCAAGGAAGCAGCAUCAGCAGAAAGCAGCGGAAGAAACAAAUGCUUCUGGUGUAGAAGGUGGCAAUAAUAAUAAGACUGAAUUUGGUCAAAAAGAAAUCUCUGAAAAGAAAUCUUUACAUGCCGAGCAGAAAGGUGUGAAUGGGUCGCCGGUAAAAAGCACUUCCCCUAAUCCAACUUCGAAUAUAUGGGAUAGACUAGAGGGCGCUCAAAAGGAAAAUAUUAAUCCCACUAAAAAAUGUUCUACUAAAUGUGCCACAAUAGGCGUUGAGUCAGAACAACGAACCUUGGAACCAGAAACCGCGAGAUCUUGUAAUGAUGCACCGGCAGCUGAAAUCCACAAGAAGAGCAGGAAGCCAGAAAUACUGUUAUCUCUCCUUGAAGGAGAACCCACUGUCCCUGUUUGUCUAAUAAGAGAAGAGAAUAGCAAUCAAAUCAAAGAUGUGGAGAACUGUAACCUGAAUAGCCGUGAAUGUAGAUCUGACACAUCUGACCGGAAGCAGACGACUAACGAUGAGAGCCUGUCCACCUUUCCUCUCGCUCAGCCGAUUUGCUUUUUCCCAAAUUGUGAUCACCGACAUGAACCACGUUCCGAUUUCUCGCACAUACCGGAAGUUCCCGGAGAGCCGUUUUUCGUUUCCUUGUCAAAAGAUAAAAAUAAGGAACUGAACAUGGUGAAGACGUCGUCCGGGAUGGUCAGAGUGGGUUGUGGGAUUCGACAGUUUCUGCCUGCAUCUCACACGUUCAGCGAUCCUUAUUCCAGGGAUGCAGCAUUUUCUAGCCAAGACCAAGUGGUUGGUAGAAACAAGUCUCAAAGUCCUCCUGUUAGAGGGGCUGCACCACUUUGCCCUUCGGAAGCAAGGGUCCACGUUGUGAGGAUAGAUAAAGAAAGUGGCAAGCGGGUGUCAAGGUGUAAAGAGAAACAUGACAAAGAUUCCAUUGGUAAAGGGGACUCUGAAACCAAGAAGAUAAUGUUGACAGACAGUCCAACUGAUUGGAGCCCUUCGGCUGAACAGAGCGAUCGCCUUUUGGAGCUUGAUUUUAAAAGACAUCCUUUUACUUCUGAGACAAAUGCCGAGGUUGUUAAUCCUCACCUGACCAAAUCUUUGAUGUCCAACAAAUCUUCGAAACACCCAAUUAUGGAAGAGAUUUUGACCGAGCAGCAACACUCAACAUGCAUGACCUCUGCUGCUAGUGCCGUCUGCAUCCAUGACAUGAGCACAGAAGAGAUGAGGCAGUCCAAGAAAACUAUAAGCCUCCUGAAGCCUCCGACUCUGUCCAACAGUACCAUGCCGUCCUUUUCAUCGGCACCGGCACUCACCACAGCGUCUCCGCUAAGCACUAUACUGACCUCCGUGGCCUCGCUAAUGCCGCCAGCUUUGGCUUGUGACGUCGAGCGCGAAAAUAAAAACUUAGUCAAGCGGAGCGAAAGAAUAAGGUGCAAGAGCGGGGUGAGCACGGCAGGCCUCAGUCAGUCUGUUAUUUCAACCAUGAAGCCGGUAGAUGCCAAGUCCAAAAUAAAAUCCUCCAUUCAAAAAAGUAAAAAGAAGUCGAAGCUAUCUAUAAGUAAGGAAAAUCAGAAGAAAAAAAAUGGAAGCUCGUCCAAAAAGCAUAAUUUCACUAAAAAGUCACUCAAAGAUUCUUCCAGAUCUAAAGUUACCAUGUCUCGUGAGGUCAUGGACGCUAUAGUCCAGUCUAUUGAAGAAACUGUAUCACGUGCUCGAGAAGAAAAGAACUCCUCAUCCACUGACCAGGUGCUCUCCAACAACUCAGACUACAAUGAGCUCUCGUCCAGUUUGAGCGAGAAUUCCAAGGAGAGCACGUGCGCUGACCAGUGGCCCGAAAACUCAUACGAUGAAGACGGGGACGAUUCCACCGAUGUUUCAUCUACCACAACAAAUGACUCUCACGUGCAUUCAAGUCGCAAAAGCCCGAAGGUAAAAUCCUUGACAAGCAAGCGAGCACGCGUAAAAAAGUCUUCCAUCAAAUCUAAAAAAACUGGAAAGCAUUCCCCUGGCUCGGGCAGAACGCCCAUUUCUAAGGAGAAAAUCAAGACAAUGGUCUCAGUGUGUGCAUCGUUGCCCCCCGUGGGCUCUGACAUUGAGGCUUCAGCCAAGGAAACCUCUAGCACGGAGACCGCCAACACGAGCACAGAGGGCGAGGUCAAGGCCGCUGUGACCUUGCCAGGCAAGAGAUUCAGAAAGAAGACGAGGAAAGCGGAGGAAGCUCUUGGAGACUAUGAUGUUUUCUGCGAGGAGGACUGGCCAGUCAAGAAGUCAAAGCCAAGGAAAAGAAGUAGCAGUAGCGAGUCCACUGGCAGCAACAAUCAGAGACGACCACGACGAUCUAGCCAAAUAUGUGGACUUAUGGCUGAUCCAGUCCUGGAGGAGCACGCCUUCAUAUUAUGGGCCAGUGAAAACCGCAGUCAGCUUGAGGUGCAGAACCCAGGGGCGUCCACCUGUGAGGUAGAUGCUAUGCUGUCUUCCCGCUGGUGUGACGUCACCGACACUGUGAAGUCCAGGUUCUUCUUCCGUGCGCGUGAAGCAUUCAGUGAUGAUGACCGUCACAUGAUCCGUACCAGUUCCAUGUCAGAGAUAGAGACGUCAGCUCUGGGCGAUUACUUCAGUGACAGCGACUCUGUGUUGAUUGAAUUCAUCAGACUGCCCAUAGACAGGCAGAGAGAGCUGCUCAGGAAGUGGCUCAAGUUCUUUCAGAAAAUGUUGCCCAAGAAGGAAUAUGUGGAGUUUAUCGUGACCUUCAAGCGAGCCUGCGGGAGCACCAAGUGUAACGGCAAGCCUAAGAGAACACGGAUGAGAUGCCUGGACCCGGCCCAUUACAAAAUGUUGUUUGACAUGAUUCGUCUGGCCAAACCAAGAGUGCUAGAGAUAUACAGGGCAAAGAAACUGAAGGAGAAGAAAAUGGUGUCCGAUACAUAUAGUAUGAUGCUUCAGAAGCUUAUCUACAAUGAUAUCUGGCCGCACACGAUGGUAGGCUGUCGCUCAGAGAUGCUGACGGAGAUCCUUCAGGAUUUAGACAUCCCCGACAGAGACAUCUCUCCAACUGCAUCGUCCACUAGUUUGAUGCUCGCCGAGGGAAUGCCCAGUAGUGACGUAGACGAGGUAGUUAGGGCAGACGUGGGUGACGCGGGCUUGGAGCAAGGGCGUGAUACCAGGGUGCAUAUCACCGUUGUGAACAAGAUGCCUCAGAUACUGGAGUUUAAACUGGACCAUGGCGGGAACGAUUUCAGUUUUGAUGAAACAGAUUAUCCCUUGCUGAAUACAGACCUGGCCUUGUCUUUGUUAUCAAGUGUGAACGAGAUCAAGGAAUUGCCUCACAUAGACCAGCAAACUUUAGAUCAAAUCUUCCUAGCCCCUCCGCGUAUGUCAGUCACGCCAAGCCCUCAGAGGCGAACUAUCAAUCCAUACGGGCGGCGGUUGGACAACCUGACCGCCCACCUCUCUCCCUCGAUCACCGGGCCUGGGUGCCCACCUCGCCUGCUGUCUAGCGAGACCGUGUCCUACUCCAAGAUGAAUCUCAACUACACUUCCACCAAGCUGACUUCUUCCCCCACCAUGGUGAUCCAGCACAUGCGCCCCACCCUGUCAACCAGCACGACACUGCCUCACAAGUACAUCCAGCAAAGGGGGGAGUCUGCCCCUCCCAUAUCUCCGGCACGCAGUGUGUGCUGCAGGAAAGAUUCCCCGAUGGAUAUGCACUCUUACAGCAUCACGGUAGAAAGCAUGGUGCAGAACCACCUCGAUUCCCCCAUGCCUAAGUGCAUCAAGAUUGACCCCUUGGCUUUAUCCUCACAGACCAAAGUCAGACUGCAAUCCUUGCAGCUUCCCGUCACCUCCAGAAUUCAUCCGAAGUCUAAACUUCACCCUCGCGUGGUGCCCGUCUCCUGCGGAUUCCAACAGAGAUUCGCUGGCCAGUUGUUCAGUUCCGCCAACACCAGCUUUCUAGACAAAAUCAACCCGCAUCACAUGUGCAACAUGGCGCCUUCUACCACCGGAAAUACUCCAAGCAGCAGUUCCAGAUUGUACUCUCAAUCUAUUGGAGCGAUGACUGCACAGAGCCCUCUGAUCACGUCCCUCUCCCCCCUACGUAACAUCAAGUACACUCAGGCCACGCAGGUGUACAGCUCGCAUUGCCAAAUGAUGCCCUACCGUCCCAGAAUGCAGAUAACCGCAGGGACAGGCGGGAUAGGCUCCAGGAGGACUGCUCACACCAUACCUCUGGGAACAACUCUGAAGGCAGGUGCGACAAGGGCACAGGGAGGCUUACAUCAAAUUAAAGUCUGCCUUCCUACACAGUCGCUAAAAAUCCCCAUCGCUAAACUGCGUGGGUCCAGAAAAACCUCUUAUGUGAAGGGGAAGCUGAAAAACUUUGGUCUUCAGACGAACCCAUUUGAGCCGUACACCACACUGACUUCUAGUUCCCAGUCUGCUCAGUUAAACAACAGAUCCGGCACUCCCACCAGUUUGUUAACCAAGGUUCUCAACCUUCAAGUGAAGAACGAGACCGUGCACAGUAGCAUGUCCGUUGACGGCCUCCCUUGCACCAUGUCCAGGCCAGCAACGUCAGCCUUCAUUGGCACCAUGAGACCGGUCGGGUCCCAGUCCGGCCACAAGUCGGGCUCCCAAGUGCAGCUCAUAUCUAUGGUCACCAGCUCCGGGCAUUCAUCUGAGCUCAGGUCGACACUUUCGCCUCAAACUGCUGUAGUAGUCAGCCCUUUAUCUUUAAGCCGAAACUCUUUGGUCAGCCAUUCGUCCACAUCUACUACGUACACUUCAUCGACCUCGGUCUCUGCUAGUCAGUUCUUGGACCUACCUUGCACCAUUCAUUCAGCUGGUGGACAUAUCAAAAGAACAAACGUGGGAAGGGUGAUCAGCCUCGAUAGCGUGCAGAGAUCGUAUGAAAGAGAUAUAGCUAAAGUCAUUCCCAUCAAUAGAGCUGCCACAGAAAUUGGACGCGAAGGUGGUCACGUGAUCCAGCAGAGGAGAUGCACUGACAGCGAGUCACCUGUCGAAUUUAUCGUCGUCGGCACAUGCACGGCAGAGACUGAGGUCUGCAAAGAAAUGACAGGCGUUGAUGAGGGGUGCCGCACUGCAGGUCAGAACGGCAUGUCUACUGUUAUUAAGAAAGUGAACGACACAGACGGGGUUGACAAGUCCAUUACUGUUGGAACGGUGGACUCUAUGGUUUUGGUUGACAACGAAUCGAUGAAUUCAUCCUUUGAUACAGAGGGUAGAGUUGAAGCGAAAGACGUGUAUUUCUACGCUCACGAGUCUGAAGGUCAAUGCUUGGAAGCUUCGACUCAAGACCGGGAACACCAUGAUGUGAUGUCGGAUGAUCACAUCAACGAGUAUCAUUUCAACAGCGAUGAACUGCAGCACGAUUUGACGUCUGGUACGUGGCGGAAAAUAACCGGACUAGGAGAGGAGAUCGGGGAUCACGUGAUCAAAGAUGAUAACCAGAGCAAUGCUUCUGGGCACAGCAUUGAGGUGGAGCAUGGGGCAAGCGGCGCCCAUUGUGAAGAAAAGAAACAAGUAGAGAAACAGAAGACAAUUUGUGCAGACAAUGAUCGGGCCGGGGAUGUCCCAGAUUCUAAUCAUAGCCUGCACAAUACUACUUCUGUUAGUUCCCCAAUACAUGUAGCCUCUGUUGACAAUGAAGAUCAAAGCAUCGUUAGACAGCUUGAAACCUGCGACAGAAUCAACAAGGUAACCGCAUGCUACGCCCAUGCCCGACCGGAAACAAGUUGUAUUCUAGUUGAAAAUCUGGGACCCAAAGGGAACCCUACAGUAUCUCCCCCUGCUACCAAGAUAUUAGUCUCAGCAUCGCCGUCCCUAACGUAGUCCAAGUCUACCAUUUCGUGACUAGUUCUACUCCAGUGUCGGGGAAUCAAGGCCUUCAGAAAAAUACUUUCCCAUUUUGAAUGUCAUGCUGUCGGUUCGACAUAACUCAAGACGACCACAGUGUCCAUUGUCCGAAAAAAAAAAUAGUUCGCUUUAUCCUCAAAUGGAUCUUCCUUUCUUGUAUGAA